This is a messenger RNA of Ustilaginoidea virens, 2781 nucleotides long. RefSeq lists its product as uncharacterized. The transcript has 2 exons. The coding region runs from base 1 to 2781 and encodes 926 amino acids. The record is from RefSeq and is a predicted model, not a curated record. Lineage: Eukaryota; Fungi; Ascomycota; Sordariomycetes; Hypocreales; Clavicipitaceae.
AUGCCUAGAUUCUCAGUUGCCUUCACCAGGCGCAAGUCCGCCGAUGUACUCGCGAAUGCACAGACGACGUCCCCCGAAACUCCAUCGUUCCGUGUAAUCGAGCGAUCAGAGAUUGAAAACGCUCGUUCAUUCGAUGGAGGCAACAGGCAAGCAAGGAAUUCCAAGUCGUUUCCUCCAAGAGCAAAUUUGCUUGAAUUAGUUGCAGAAGACAACAUGUUUGCUGAUCUCAAGACGAACCGCGGCAGCAACAUCUCCAACACCACAAAAGGAACAUCGACCGAUAACUCUUCCCGGCACAGUAACGCCUCAACCGCUCCAUCGUCCGCUGAUAUGAGCGGCCCGUAUGGACAUGAGGAUGGUCGCCCGCCGCUUAAAUCGGCACAUCAAGAGCUCCCAAGCCGUGGAAGCGUCAAGUCCAUGGGCUCGGGAUUUUUAGAUCGAGCUACCCGCACUUUCUCGUUUGGAGGGCAAAAGAAGCAUACCAUCCCCCCUCCGAAAGAGGAUGACAUGCCUGAAGUGCCUCCGCUAAAUGUUAGCAGAGGAGAGAAUCUCGGCGUUGGGACGUCUAGAGGCAUGGCAGCCUCCGCGGCGAGCCCGGCUGCUCCUGCUAGUCCCGAUGAUGGUGCGCUAGACUUGGGUGGUGAUUUUGGCUCAAUGUUCAAGACCUUUGACAAGAGGGCGAGCACUGCAACUCUCACCAUGACCACGAACCAGGACUCUACUGCGCCGAGGUCCUUGACUGGGCACCGGCAUGGACCACCACCAUCCGCCAGCCCUGAUAUCGUCACGCCCACCGAGCCUCUGCUGAGCCAAUCACAAAGUCCGAUUUGCCAUGGCGAUCAAACGUCAAUGUCGCCAAAAUCACUGCCGAAGCAGGCACCGCCUCCCGUUCCUCGGCACGAACAUCUGAACUCCUUCAAAUACUCGAGCCGCCCUAAUGAUAUUGUCGAGGACGAAGACGCCAAGUUUUUACAGGAAUCGUUUACAGCCAUGAACUUUUUAUCUGAAGCAUCGGACAGUUCGCAAGCCCCUCGUCACCGUCGUGUCGAUGAUCACCCGGCCACAUCCAGAACGGUAGCAUCUGGCUUUCAGAAAGACGAGAAUCUCUUUGAGGGCAAUCCGGCUACGAUCAAUCGAGGUUCGAACCGUCAUAACCCCCGACAGCCAUAUCCUCCGCAAAAUAAGGUCAUGACCCCGGCGCAAUUUGAAAAGUAUCGUCAGGACAAGGAGAACGUGGGGUUUUCCCAGCAAGUCGACGACAACUCCAAGCCGGCGGUGGAACUCGAGGACGACGACGACAUCAACUAUGACGAUGAUGACGACGAUCAAGAAAAGUCGAAGCAGCAGGCAAGGCAGAGGCGUAAGCAGGAAGCUCACAUGGCGGUCUACAGGCAGCAGAUGAUGAAAGUUACGGGCGAAACAAACACGAGCCCUAUUCCACUUAGACAACCAGGCCGGCCGUCUCUUGUGUCGUCAUCAACCGUCCCGGUCUUGGGUCAUUUGAAGACCCCUUCUCCAGACCCUGCCAAUGUCACUGCUGCCUCAUCUGAAGAAGAUGACGAGGAUGUUCCCUUGGCAAUUCUCCAGGCACAUGGAUUCCCCCGCAAAAAUCGGCCUCCCACUCGUCUCGCCAUAUCUGGUUCAAACCCUAAUUUGCGUGUCUCGAUCACAGGGCCAUCAUCGCCUGGCAAGCCUUCCUCCGUCAUGGGUGACCCGGCGCCUACCAGCGGUCCACGACAGUCCUCUCUCCCAGCAUUUGCUCGCCAUCUGCCACAGGAUCCCUUUGUUGGAGCCAGCAUAGUUCGCCCCUCCAUCAGAGAGUCGCUCACAUUUGGAGAUGCAAGACAGCCUUCCCCUCAGCCUUCCCCUCAGCCACCGCAAGGACCACUGCCACCCGGCGGUCUAGUAGGAGUAAUAGCGAGCGAGGAGCGGUCGAGAGCCAUGCGGCGAGGCAGUCCCAGCACUGACCCCACCAAGCUUAUUGCCGCCGCCGGAUCCGCCAACGGCCCUUUCGGCCAUGAUCCUUUCGCUGCUGCACCUCCUAACAUGAUGUAUAGUGGUGGAGGGUUGCAUCUUACGAAUCAAGCGCAUCACAUGAACCCAACGCCUCCUCAGAUGUCUCCCUCGCUGACGCCGGGUCAUCAGGCGCAACUGCAAAUGAGCCAGCAAAUGAACCAGUUCAUGCAAAUGCAGAUGCAGUUCAUGCAAAUGAUGGCGACGAAUCAAACCGGCGGAGGGCCUCAAAUGCAGCAUCAGUCCCCAGUGCAACCACAUUACCGGGGCAGCAUGGUAGGUACUCACUCCAUGGGAGACUUGUCUCGUCAUUCUAUGGUUCUGGACAAUAUGCUGGAAGCCCGCCCAACAGACACGCACACGCGAACCAUGAGCAUGGUACAGCCAAGCUCUGCGUCUUUCAUGGCACCCUUCCGUCAAGGGCCCCCUUCCAUUCGUGGUCCCGGCAACUUACAAGCCCCCUCGAUCGCGCCAUCCGAAAGAAGCAACGUAGGUCUCCCGGGCCGAUACCGACCCGUGUCUCAAGCGCCAGUCCUGUCGUCACCUCUGCUCGGCCAAGACACUCGAUCCAAUACGAUUUCCGGAGGCCUGUCUACUUGGAGCGAUGACAGGAGCAAAUCGACUAUAAAGCUCAUGAGCAAACCGGGAGACGGUUCCGAUGAUGACGAGGAAAAGGGCUGGGAAACCAUGAAAACCAAGAGGGAGAAGAAACAAUCAUUGUGGAGGAGUAAGAAGACCCUCGCCGACGAGGUCAACAUUGCUUUUUGA